UUGAAAAAUCAAUUGACCAUUGUACUUUUUAUGGUACUUAUGAUGCAAUUUUCAGUAAGCUAUCAAGACUCGAAACAACCGGUGAAGUUUGAUUUUGUGGGAAUGUAUCGGCGAAACGGUUUCAAUACUAUUGCCACAAAAGAGAAAUCCGUUUUACAGGAAUUGUCUAAAGAGUUGAACCAAUUUUACGAUCGUUUUGGUAAAGCACCCGUCAGUGACCUAUUGUUUAUCAUAUACGACGACUUUGGUUCUGUAAUCAAUAAUUUUGUGGACGACGUCAAUAUAUUUGAGAAACAGUUUGCCAAAAAAGCUCCGACAGUCGCCCAGACAUUGAAAUUGGUGUCGGAUUUGCUCAAACAAAUCGGUCAGACAAUCCAUAAGACAAUUCAACCGCUACUGGCCGGCGGUAAACGAAAAGGGAAACCAUUACUGGACAAACAUUUUGGUUCGGUUAACCAAAAGAUAUCCACUAAUGUGGCCAAACUGUUGAAACUACCGCAGGAGGCGCCCAAAUUAGUGUCCACUGUGUUUGUGGAAAUAAUUCAAACGACAAGCCGGGCAACCAAUCAGGCCAUCCAAUCGAUUUUGGAUAAGACUAAAGUGUUGGAUGUAUUACCGGCACAAUACUUACCCAUACAAGUGUUUACCCAAGCAGUGGACGUCCUUUUCCAGAAAAUUGCUGAUACCUUGAAAUUGGCUAAACUCUAA
This is a messenger RNA of Oppia nitens, 708 nucleotides long. RefSeq lists its product as uncharacterized. The transcript is spliced from 2 exons. Bases 31 to 708 code for a protein of 225 amino acids. The record is from RefSeq and is a predicted model, not a curated record. NCBI's taxonomy places the organism in Eukaryota, Metazoa, Arthropoda, Arachnida, Sarcoptiformes, Oppiidae.